AUGGGUCCCCCAGACAGUCCUUACGCAGGAGGAGUCUUUUUAGAUACUAUUCAUUUUCCUCUAGAUUAUCCAUUUAAGCCAUCAAAGGUUGUCUUCAGGACAAAGAUUCGGAAAAUUGUUAAUGAGAUACCUCCUCGCCGCCAGACGCUGAUGUACACUGCAACUUGGCCCAAGGAAGUGCGUAAAAUUGCUACCGAUUUACUAGUUAAGCCUGUUCAGGUUAACAUUUGGAAUACUGAUGAGCUUGCUGCAAACAAGUCCAUCACUCAGGUUUCUGUGUUGGCUCUUUGGUUACUUAAUAUCAAGAUUUUUACAAGGUUUGAGGUUAAUUACAUUUGGACUUUAAACCUUGGAGCGGAUCAUCAACAGUUUGUGAAAAGGUGUUUGAUGGGGAUGGUUGUGCUGCUAGUUGCAUGUCUCGUUGCAUUCGGAUUGUUCUCUCCAUCUACUGAUGCUAUUGCCAUCCCGAUGGUGAUAUACCCAUUUGGCACCCUUGCUCUGCUUAGUCUGCUAGCAUGCAUACGUGAGGGGGAUGGUUUAAGGGGGUUGGCCGCGGCAUUGGGACAUUUGGUGUCUACGGAUCCACCUGGAUUUGCAGAUGCUUUUUUGGUGGAUAUAUUCACAUCCAUGGCAAAGGUUUUUUCAGAUUUCCUAUGCUUGGUCGUUCAAUGGAUGGUGUAUAUUUCGGCAAAUCAGCAGUUCUUCUCCAGGACAUUGUACGAUGAUCCCACUUGUGGAAAUCAUGUAAUUGCCGUCAACAUUGCUAUGAUGUCUCCGUUCGUGUUUCGCUUCUAUCAAUGUCUUAGACUUCGUCAGUUACGGAAUGCUCUCAAGUAUUUGUGCUCCAUAGCAAUUUACAUUCUAUCUAUCGUAGAGAGCUUAUAUGGUGGGAUAUGGUGGAAGACCAUAUUGAUAGUUGUUUACAGUGGUAGCUCCGGAUACUCUUUCUAUUGGGAUAUCUUCGAAGACUGGGACCUAUGGAAGAGGGCCGGGAACUUAAACCUUCGUCCAACUGGAAGAGGGAAAUGGAUUUUGUACGCGUGGCUUGUUAUCAGUGACUUCUUUCUGAGGUUUAGUUGGGCUUACAAGUUCGUAAGGAUAUUCUCCUUCUCCCCACCACAUUACUCUUCUACCGUCAUGGUUUUUGCCUUGGGAGAGCUAGUGCGCCGGUGUCAGUGGGCAUACUUCCGGACAGAAAAAGAGGAAAUAGAGAUCGACAGAGAGGACGAAGAGGAUGAUGCCAUACCGUAG
Messenger RNA from Papaver somniferum (opium poppy), 1251 nucleotides. Its product is annotated as phosphate transporter PHO1 homolog 9-like. Lineage: Eukaryota; Viridiplantae; Streptophyta; Magnoliopsida; Ranunculales; Papaveraceae. Bases 1 to 1251 code for a protein of 416 amino acids. The record is from RefSeq and is a predicted model, not a curated record. Gene Ontology annotation, cellular component: cytoplasm; membrane. The transcript is spliced from 12 exons.